CCGGCUAACUCAGUUAGCCACGUACGAGGAACGGAGCCCAGAGGGUCAUGGAGGUCUCUCAGGUGUCCCCCGGUCUCUUCCUCGGUGGUCUGGACUCGGCCCUGAACCUCGGCGUCCUCUCCAGCAGGAAUAUCACGCUCGUCGUGAACGCCAGCGGUCUGGAGGACCUGGUCUACCCUCAGGUGGACGGUCUGCAGGUCCUCCACGUCCCGGUCCAGGACCGACCUUACGCCCUCCUGAGACUCUACUUUGACCCGGUGGCUGAGCGGAUCCACCAGAACCAGACUGGGAGGACUCUGGUCCACUGCAGCGCCGGCCGGAGCCGAUCCCCGACCCUGAUCAUGGCCUACCUGAUGAGGUUUGAAGGUCUUAGCCUCCGGCGGGCACACGAAGUGGUUCUGGAUCAGCGUCCCUUCAUCAGACCCAACGCUGGUUUCUGGAGGCAGCUGAUGGACUACGAGAGGACCCUGUUCAGCAGGACUACCAUGAGGAUGAUCACGUUGGUCCGUCUCUAAACACCGUCUCACUUCCUGUCUGUGGCUCAUCGGUUCCUCCUGAAGACGUCAAUGUGACAGUGAGGAACCUUUAUCUGGUCCUGAACCAGUCUGAGUUUAGUCCUGAUCCUCUAUACCAGGGUCUUCAACUAAAUAUCCAAAAGGUCCAGAUUGAGAAAAUCUCCUCAAGCAAAGGUCAGAAACAUUACAAUAAUAUCUA
Anarrhichthys ocellatus (wolf-eel) is the source of this 714-nucleotide messenger RNA. RefSeq names its product dual specificity protein phosphatase 14. The record is from RefSeq and is a predicted model, not a curated record. Gene Ontology annotation, molecular function: MAP kinase tyrosine/serine/threonine phosphatase activity. NCBI's taxonomy places the organism in Eukaryota, Metazoa, Chordata, Actinopteri, Perciformes, Anarhichadidae. The transcript has 4 exons. Bases 48 to 515 code for a protein of 155 amino acids. Gene Ontology annotation, cellular component: cytoplasm. Gene Ontology annotation, biological process: protein dephosphorylation.